This is a messenger RNA of Lactuca sativa (garden lettuce), 1526 nucleotides long. Its product is annotated as rho GDP-dissociation inhibitor 1. Gene Ontology annotation, molecular function: Rho GDP-dissociation inhibitor activity; protein binding. The record is from RefSeq and is a predicted model, not a curated record. Lineage: Eukaryota; Viridiplantae; Streptophyta; Magnoliopsida; Asterales; Asteraceae. Gene Ontology annotation, biological process: Rho protein signal transduction. Gene Ontology annotation, cellular component: cytosol; membrane; cytoplasm.
UAACCUCUCUCUCGUCCUUUCUCGGAUCACCACAAAUCCCUUUUAUUCCCUUCUCCCAUUUCAACCCCAUUUAUCUCCUCCAUUCUCAUCCACUUGAAAUCCUGUUUUUUUUCCUCUAAACUUUCAACAAAAAACACUUCAAUUACGAAUCCCUCAAUCCAAUAAAACUUCUUUCUUGUUCUUUUCCUCCCACAUUUCACAUUUCUUGGAUUUUCUUGGAAUACUAGACAAAACCCACCUUUCAAGAUCCCCCCUACAACUCAUCCCCUUCUGUUUUUGUUUCUUUCUGGGGCUUUCUUGGCCUUAAUCUUGCGAAUUACGAGGUGGGUGUUCUUGACGAUUUGACCUUUUGCGAAAAAGAAAAGGUAAAUCUUUGAUGUGGGCAAGAGUCGAUUCGUGUGUUUGACGUUUGGAGCUGAUUGUAGUUCCACAAAAAUGGGGUUCGAAGAAAAGAAGGAAGGAGAGAAGAGUGGACAUGAAGAAAGUGGUGAUGAGAAAGAAAAUCAUGGGAAUAUGAAGAGGGUCGAGAGUGAGCCCUCUUUGUGUGAAACAGAGGAUGAAGGUGAAGAUGCCGAAGGUAAUAAAAUUCAAGUGGGUCCUCAAUGCACUCUCAAAGAACAAUUUGAAAAAGAUAAGGAUGAUGAGAGCUUGAGGAAAUGGAAGGAACAACUUCUUGGAAAUGUUGAUAUUAAUGAUGUUGGAGAAUCACUAGAACCAGAAGUGAAGAUUCUUAGCCUUUCGAUCGUGUCACCAGGGAGAUCAGACAUUGUUCUUCCCAUACCUGAAAAUGGGAAGCCAGAAGGCCGAUGGUUUACCCUAAAAGAAGGCUGUCGUUAUAGCCUCAGGUUCUCCUUUCAAGUCAGCCAUAACAUUGUUUUAGGCCUCAAAUACACCAACUUUGUUUGGAAAACCGGUGUCAAAGUGGAUAGCACAAGACAAAUGCUUGGAACCUUUAGUCCUCAAAAUGACGCCUACACUUAUGAGAUGCCUGAAGAGACUACUCCUUCUGGAUAUUUUGCUAGAGGAUCAUAUUCUGCUAAAUCUAAGUUUGUGGACGAUGACAACAAGUGCUACUUGGAGAUCAGCUAUUCGUUUGACAUCCGAAAGGACUGGGCAACUGUUGAAUAGACAAAAGAGAAAAGACUUCUGUUUUCAAGAUUCAUAGUAAGACAAUAGAAAAACUCAAAAAAAAAUUAAAAAAUUAAAAAGUUUGGAUUCGAUAGUGUCAUAUCUGGGCAAAUUCAUUUGUAGUGUCGAUGCCAUAAGCUGUUUGAGCGAAAGAAUUGAUUUUUUUUUUUUUUUUGGUGUGUGUGCUCGGUUAAUCCUCAAUAAAGAGGGAGAUUAAGGUUAGAUGUUCCUGGUUUUCCCUCAGUUUUCAAGAUUUAUGUGAUAAAAUUGUAUUGUUGUUUUCGAUUUUGUAUUUUAUGGUGUGCAAAUUUGUGGUGUUGACUAAUGACUUUGGGUUUGAUCUUGUUUAAAUGUUUACAAUGUUUAUGGCAAGAUUUGAACGGUUUGAAUUGGUUUUA